Anoplopoma fimbria (sablefish) is the source of this 2443-nucleotide messenger RNA. RefSeq names its product cytosolic thiouridylase subunit 2 homolog (S. pombe) (gene ctu2). The transcript has 16 exons. Gene Ontology annotation, biological process: tRNA wobble position uridine thiolation. The record is from RefSeq and is a predicted model, not a curated record. Lineage: Eukaryota; Metazoa; Chordata; Actinopteri; Perciformes; Anoplopomatidae. Gene Ontology annotation, cellular component: cytosol. Gene Ontology annotation, molecular function: sulfurtransferase activity; tRNA binding. The coding region runs from base 271 to 1806 and encodes 511 amino acids.
UUACACACGAGACAGCGGCGCACUGCUGUAACAUAAAUAAAGUUAGCAGAGUGACUAUUUAACGGCAUUAAAGCGUUAAAUAUGUCUAUGUUCUCUAUCUGAACGCUGCUUAAAGGAGCUAGUGGGUCCUGCUGUUAGUGGACAGACCUGACUCUUCUAUUAGCUCAAAGUUAGACGCAGGUUUUUGGUUCUGCUCAACUCAAAGCUGUCUCUGGAUUCAGUAGUAACUAACGUCCGACCGCUGUUCGAGCCCGUUCAGCCGUCGUAACGAUGUGCCAGGUGGAGGAAGACUACCACGAGCCGCUGCAGCGCGCGGAGGUGCCCAGUGUUUCCAAGAAAUGUGUGAAAUGCAAAGAGGCGACUGCAGCCGUGGUCAUCCGAGCAGGAGAUACGUUCUGCAGGGGCUGUUUCAAGGAAUACUUCAUCCAUAAGUUCAGAGCCAUGCUGGGUAAAAACCGAGUCAUUUUCCCUGGAGAGAAGGUGCUGGUGGCUGUAUCUGGAGGUCCUUCUUCCUGCUCAAUGCUCAGUCAAGUCCAGGAGGGUUUGAAUCAGAAUGCUCACAAGAAGCUGAGAUUCUUACCUGGCAUCGUCUUCAUUGACGAGGGUGGUGCUGUAGGUCAGUCUGUGGAGGACAGACGGAGGACGGCAGCUGAGCUGCAGGCUGUGUUCAAAGCUACUGGUUUCCCCUUCCUCAUGGUGCCUCUGGAACAGGUCCUGGACCUUCCCAGUUCAGUCGUGGCGACGGCCCCGUCGCCUUCUGAGCCAUCAGCCGGCGCCUACAAAGCAGCGGUGGGAAACUUCAUUCAGAGUGACGGCACAGGCAGUCCGACACCACGGGAACAUGAGGAAACCGCUCUACCUGACGUUCAGGAGUCCCGCACGCAUUUACUGCAGCAGCUGAUUGGCUCUGCUAAGACGCAGACGGCCAGAGAAGACCUGCUCAACACGUUAAGGCAGCAUCUGCUGGUGCACACGGCUCGCACUGAAGGCUACAGUAAAGUGAUGUUGGGGGACAACUGCACCAGACUGGCCGUCAAACUGCUCACCAGCAUAUCACUGGGCAGAGGAGCCCAGCUGGCUCAGGACACGGGCUUCUCAGACUCCAGGUAUGGGGACAUCAUAUUAGUGAGGCCAAUGAGGGACUACUCGGCUAAAGAAAUAGCUUACUACAACCGCAUGUUCGCCGUGCCCUCUGUUUUCAUACCAGGCCUGGACACUAAGACAACAGACAAGUCCAGCAUCCAGCGUUUGACAGAGAGCUUCGUCACCAAACUGCAGGCAGACUUCCCCUCUACUGUCAGCACCAUCUACAGGACCAGUGAGAAGCUGCAGACAGCAUGUAGGAGCUCCUCCACAGCCGACCCCUGUGACAGAUGUCUGCUCUGUAUGUGCGCCCUGGACACGGCUGGUGAGAAUGCUUCAGCCUUCAAGGCCACGCUGAUCUCAGAGCAGCUCUCCCAGACUAAAUCUCCAGGAGAAACCAGUGCUGUAAUCCCAAGACAAAACUCAGCUCCGACCGAGCCAGAAUCAACUGCUGCCACUGGACAGUGCUGCUCCUCUGGUGGAGGAGAGGAUUGUGGGAAAGCAGCAAGCGGUGAAAGCUGCUGUUCAUCUGCCAAGUCACCAGACAGCCCCGACCUGAGGAGCCUGUUGUGUUACAGCUGUCAGCUGACCAUCAAAGACAUGUCAUCGAUGGAAAGUCUCCCCCACUACAUCCUGUCUGAGGCUCACAGGAGGCAGAGGAGGUCUCACAUGAGAGAGGAGAUUAGUGAGUUCCUGCUGGAUGAAGGUGACGAAGGCGAUUAGAAGAAAUGAAGCUACAACAGUCCUCUCUGAAGAAAAGUACAACACAACUAUACUCAAUUCAACCUGCAGCUGGUGGAGGCCUGGGAGAUAUCAAUGCUUAACAAAUAUAUUGAUCUAUAUGUCCUGUAGGCCGCAUUUCUUCUAAGAUGGCCUAUUUCAAAUAAACACUCAAUCUGGUGAAUUGAAACCCAGCACACAUUCUAUUAGAUUAUUUACUGUUACUGCAUUCCAGAAACCAAACAUAAUAAAGUUUCUAUUUUACUGCUUUCCAUGCAGUCCUCCACAUUUGUUCAUUCAUUCAUUCAUUCAUUUUUGCUCUGGAGCAGGUUAGGUGUUCAGCUCAAGUCACCAUGGCGAUAUAUCGUGGUAAGAAAUCAACCUCAGGUUUCAACCCUGAAGUUACCUCGCUAACCCCAUAUCCUACUUCGUAGUACAGGCCUCAGGUCUAAAGAUGAGGGCAGUCACAGAUCUCCCGGUACUGGAUUCUUCUGAAGUCUUAUCUAAUUUUAGAUAAAACAAAGGGAUGCUUCAAUAAUUGUAAUUCAGUAAUGUCGUUAUCUGAAAUGGACGUUGUUUUAAAUUUUGAAUUGUCACCCGUCUUUGAAUUUUGUGUUUUCCUUAACAUUAAUAAACACAU